Messenger RNA from Exaiptasia diaphana, 1518 nucleotides. RefSeq lists its product as uncharacterized. NCBI's taxonomy places the organism in Eukaryota, Metazoa, Cnidaria, Anthozoa, Actiniaria, Aiptasiidae. The record is from RefSeq and is a predicted model, not a curated record. The coding region runs from base 347 to 1042 and encodes 231 amino acids. The transcript has a single exon.
UCAAAAAUAGCCGGAAUAUAUCUUACCGAUUUAUGAUAUCAGUAAAAUACAGAAGAUACGACAUUGUCGAAAAAAAAGUUCAGGAAAAAAAWUUGAGGAAAUUCAAUCGCACGUUGWSUGGGYUCCCUGUGGUUKCAGCMGAAAUUCUGUCAGUAAGUUGCCAAAACAAGAUAUGCCCACAGACCGCUCUAAACCACGAGUAACAUUUGGUCUGAAAACACGGUAGUUCGUGUGAACUAACGUUGAAGAUUAUUUUAACAGAACGACUCGUAUCAGCUUCAGGACWAUUAUAAAGUGCUUUUCAUUUAAGRGAAGAUUSUCCUCAAACUAMAAUACUGAGUKCAAAAUGAGCUGGUUAGACAUGGCUGACAUUGAUCGACUACGGUUCAAAACCUUAGAAGAUCAAAACGAYGAGAGCAUAAUCCACGGAGAAUACCUCAARAAAAAGAUCAAAAAGAAAACAUGGAAAGAUUUCUGGGUUAUUAUCAAGGAUAACAUGAUGAUUUUCUUUCAUUCRAACGACGGCGGUUGGGCUGGAAGUAUAGAACUCACACGCGGUUCGUCUUGUACAUUGAUUGUCAAUGGAACCUACGUUGGGAAAGGCUUAAAUACAGACUUGACCCUGAGUACUGAAGUAGUUGAGUUAAACAAGAAAAGAAAGCAUAUAGUGAGUUAUAAAUUUGCCUUAAAGACUAAAAAUGGCGUGCAUCUGUUUAAAGCAWGCUCUGAAUCUAUCUGCUUGGAAUGGAUUCGAGUUCUAAGAAAAGUGGUUUUGAGGAUCUACGAUGAUAGUGCUUGUCUCUCACCAACUCUUACACACAAUGCUAUUUCCGAUGAAAGAAGUGGACGGAAAAACAACAACAAGAAGUCGUUUACGUAUGAAACUUUUGAUACUGAGGACAGUGAACACGAGGUCCAAGGAGAAAGAAAACUUACUCGAUGUAARUCUUUAAGGGAAUCGAGAAGCCCAUUCAACCGCAGUAGGUUUUAUUCAUUCCGUGGRUUAAAGACUUUUCAUAGAUAUAAUUCCUUACAAGAAUAGAUGUAGAUUUAAAAGUGCUAAAUAUUUAUCAAAACAAAGAGGUAAUUGUUUAUCCACUGUCAUUGGUAUAGUAUAGUUGUACAGAAAAGUAGAGCUUAUAAUACCUGUAAUAACAACGUGAGGGAUUCAACUCAAUCGACUCUAAUCUUUUUACGUUUUGCUAUCGAUUGACCCCAUAGAUAAUUCUGUAUUUUAUCGCUGAGAGCUUAAUAGUCUAAAAUAGAAAUUACAGUGUAGUAAAAUGGAGCACUGGAGCGACAUAUAAUCUUUUGUUCUCACCACAAUACGUUAAUUAAUAUAAUUCUUUUUCAGUCACGAAGCGAAAUCAUUUUGUUAAAGUGAUUUUGCAUUGAUCAAAACAUCAGCUUAUAAAAGAUGUGAAAAWUUUUAGAUAAGAUUAGAUCAGACAUGUAUUAGUGAUAUUUCUUUUAUAAAUMAUUGAGUUGAAGAGUAAAGAGAUAAAAUUCCUGAUAGCA